AUGGCUCCAUCCCCGCAUGGACGAGUGACGUUGUCCCACCCGACAACCUGGAAUUUCGACAUCGAUCGGUAUGUGAAUCCAUUCGUGCCGGCGCCACGAUGGCAUCUCAUACCACGACCUGUCGCCUAUAUGCUAGGCCAUCGGGAUAAACCACCCAAGCCAAUAGGCAACAUCGUGGUCGCCUUAUGGUCGUUGGUUGGAGCGUUUUGCGGUGUGGCUUUGGUGGCAUCUGUUACGAAACGGGUACCUUCUUUUGAAGCGCGUGAUGCGCCAGUGAUUAUUGGCAGUUUUGGUGCGGCGGCAGUUAUUGAAUUCGGUGCCAUCGAAUCACCCUUCGCACAACCACGAAAUGCGGUCCUGAGCCAAGUUAUCGCCUGUUUCUUCGGUGUCGGGAUAUCGAAAUUGUUCGCCUUGAACCCUCAUGCUGAAGCGUAUACUGAGCUUGGUGGUGCUCUUGCUUGCGGUCUUACCACGGCUGUCAUGAUUCUCACCAAUACUACACACCCGCCCGCAGGUGCGACUGCUGUUCUGGCAGUGACACACGCUCAAACUGUUGCUCUGGGCUGGUUUCUUUUCCCAGUCAUGUUGCUUGGGCUCGGGCUUAUGCAGGCUGCGGCCGUGAUCAUUAACAAUGUGCAGCGUCGAUUUCCGCUGUACUGGUGGACAUCACACCCUUUGUCGCGGUCUCGGGGGGAUGUCGAAAAGGCUACUCAUAAGGAAACGGGGAGUGUUCCUAGUCAUUAUGAGGAUAGUCUGACUGAUGUUCCUCGGCGGUUGAUAAUAGAACGUGGUGAUAUUUCCUUGCCGGAUGGAAUAUCGCUUUCUGUUGAGGAACAAGAAGUGUUGGAGAGGAUCAGUGACAGAAUUUGA
Molecule: messenger RNA, 870 nt
Organism: Penicillium concentricum
Lineage: Eukaryota; Fungi; Ascomycota; Eurotiomycetes; Eurotiales; Aspergillaceae
Product: HPP family protein
Exons: 2
Coding region: 1-870 (289 amino acids)
Source: RefSeq, a predicted model, not a curated record